AUGAGUGCUCUCAUCCAGAUGCGUGACUCAACAGGUAAAUUCAUACAAGCUCGCGCUUUACUUGAUACCUGUGCAACAGCUAAUUUUAUUACUGAAAAUUUGACUAAUAAAUUAAAACUUCCUAUGCAAAAUUGUUCUAUUCCAAUCGGGGCUGUUAAUGGAAUGCAAACCCUUUCAAAACAUGUCGUACAAAUAAAUUGUAAAUCUUUAAACGAUAAAUUUCAAAGAACAUUGUCAUUUUUAACCGUUGAUGAAAUUGCAGAAUUAAGUCCGAAUGAAAUAUUUCCACGUAAUAAAAUAUGCAUACCUAAAAACAUAAUACUCGCUGAUCCACAAUUUCACAUACCAAGACCUGUAGAUGUCCUUAUCGGUUCAGGUACCACACUUUCUCUUCUAUCUGUCGGACAGAUUAAUUGCUCACAAAAUGAUUGUGAUUUAAUACUACAAAAAACGCAACUGGGAUGGGUCAUAGCGGGGGGAGUCAAUAACGAUAAAAAUGUAUUCCCUGUAACUUGUCAAUUAACUAAUCUAUCGAGUCAAUUAACUAAAUUUUGGAAUAUUGAAGACGUAGGUUCUAAUGAUUCUCGAUCCUUUGAUGAUUCUGAGACCUAUUAUCAAAAUACCACUACUCGCGAUACAGACGGUAGAUAUGUAGUAAAUUUACCUUUUCGCGUAGACGAUGUCGAUUUCGGGAAUUCUAAACAACUAGCUUAUAAAAGAUUUCUAUCCUUACAGAGGAGAUUAAAUUCAGAUUCCUCAUUAAAAUCUGAAUACACUAAAGUCAUGAACGAAUACAUCGAUCUUGGCCACAUGGUACACGUACCGGAUGAUAGUGGACCUGGGUAUUAUAUGCCCCAUCAUCCGAUAAUUAGAACAUCUAGUACUACCACCAAGGUACGCGUUGUAUUUGAUGCUUCAGCUAAAACCGAUAAAGGUAUCUCAUUGAAUGAAGUUCUACUAACUGGGCCUACUAUACAGGACAAUCUCUUCACUAUUCUUUUGCGUUUUCGCACCUUUCUUUAUGCUAUGACUUCUGACAUCGCUCAAAUGUAUCGACAAAUCUGUAUACAUCCGGAUCAUCACAAAUUUCAACGAAUUCUUUACUAUCAUAAUAACAAUAUUAGCACCUUUGAACUUAAACGAGUUACGUUCGGGGUUUCUGCAGCCCCAUUUUUAGCUAUACGCACCGUAAAUCAACUUGCUGAUGAUGAAUCUCAUAAUUUUCCUGUAGCUUCAAAAAUAUUAAAACGAGAUCUUUAUGUCGAUAAUUUAUUAACCGGAUCUAAUUCUUUGACCGAAAUUUUAAAAUUGCGUGAUGAAAUCAUUCAACUGGUGCGAAAGGUCAAACCAAUUGAUUCAUCGCGAAAAAUAACUAAGCGAACUAUCUUAUCUGAUAUUGCAAAAAUUUUCGACCCUAUCGGAAUUCUGGGUCCUAUAGUAUUAGCUGCAAAAACUAUCAUUCAAGAAUGUUGGAAAUUAAAGGUCCACUGGGACGAAGCGGUCCCACAAGAGUUACAUUUACACUGGUGUAAAUUUGCUGAACAAUUACCUCUGAUAAAAGAUUUUUCUAUUGAGCGUAAUAUUUUACUUCCUAAUCCGACUGACAUACAAUUGCACGGAUUUUGUGAUGCUAGUAAAGUGGGCUAUGGUGCUUGUAUUUAUAUAAGAUCAGUAAAUGAACGCGGAGACGUACUCGUAAAAUUAGUUUGUUCUAAAUCUCGAGUUGCUCCUAUCAAAGAUGUUACAAUUCCAAAAUUAGAAUUAUGCGGAGCAUUAUUACUCGCUAAAUUAUAUAAAGAUACCAUUCCCUCCUUUGACUUUGAUAUUUCUAAACUUACGUUUUGGUCUGAUUCAACUAUUGUACUUCAGUGGCUCAAACGGUCUCCUAACUCUCUAAAGGUCUUUGAAGCAAAUCGCGUAACAAAAAUUCAAACUUUUUGCAGUAAAGUCGAAUGGCGACAUGUUAGAACUAAAGACAAUCCGGCAGAUUGUUUAUCUAGAGGUCAACUUCCUUCUGAAUUCUUAAAUAACAAAAUGUGGUUGGAAGGUCCCACGUGGCUCUCACAGGACCCUCUUAAUUGGCCUAACUUAAAGCCUGCUGUUCCUUCCGAACUUCCGGGUACUUUAAAAAUUACCUGUUUAUUAGCCACUACUGAGAAUUUGUUUAAACGAUUUUCAUCAUAUUGUAAACUUAUAAAUUCCUUUUCUUAUUGUUUACGAAUGUUAAAAAAUAAUUUAUUCAAAUACAAAUCUUUAAGCGUAGAAGAAAAAUUAUUAACUGAAAUAAAAAUCUUGACUCUGAUUCAAAACGAACAAUAUCAUUAUGAAAUCGAACAAAUUAAGGAAACCGGAGAGACUAAGAACUUACGAUUGCGAUGUCUUAAUCCAUUUAUCGAUUCAAACGGAUUACUAAGACUAGGAGGUCGUUUGAAACAUGCUCCUAUAUCUUUUUCAAAGAAACAUCCUAUUUUAUUACCUUCACGUCAUUAUGUUACUGAUUUAAUUAUUAGAGAAACACAUGAAAAAUUAUACCAUUCAGGUAUACAGAGUACACUUUCAAAUCUUAGACACAAAUUUUGGCUGCUAGACGGUAAAAACCAGAUUCGUAAAAUUGUAAAAAAUUGCGUCACAUGCAUUCGACAUCAGCCUGUAGUACUGCAAGGUAAAAUGGCUAAUUUACCUAGCUCUCGAGUCACCGAAUCAGCGGCAUUCUCCCACGUAGGUGUAGACUACUUUGGACCGCUCUUUAUUAAAGAACGUAAAUUCAGAAACAGAACAAAAAUUAAAGUCUAUGGAUGCGUCUUUGUUUGCAUGGCUACUAAAGCUGUACAUUUAGAAAUUGCUAGCGAUUUAACAACAGAAGGUUUUCUCGGGGCAUUUGGUCGAUUCAUUGAUCGACGAGGAGUUCCAACUCACGUCUAUUCGGACAAUGAUACUAAUUUUGUAGGCGCAAAUAAUCAAUUGAGAGAAUUGUAUAUGUUAUUUAAUUCAAAAUCCCAUCAAAAUUCCGUUAACGAAUAUGCUAUACGCAAAAACAUUAUCUGGACGUUCAAUCCUCCAUUAUCUCCUCAUUUUGGUGGCAUUUGGGAAGCAGCUGUAAAAUCUUUCAAACACCACUUUAAACGAGUGGUAAAAGACCAACUUCUCACUUUCGAAGAAUUGAAUUUUCUAACUAUUCAAAUAGAAUCUAUACUAAAUUCUCGUCCUCUCUGUUCUCUAUCUAAUGAUCCUAAUGAUCCUAUUGCCUGA
This is a messenger RNA of Cotesia glomerata, 3249 nucleotides long. RefSeq lists its product as uncharacterized. Gene Ontology annotation, molecular function: nucleic acid binding. The record is from RefSeq and is a predicted model, not a curated record. The transcript has 2 exons. Gene Ontology annotation, biological process: DNA integration. The coding region runs from base 1 to 3249 and encodes 1082 amino acids. NCBI's taxonomy places the organism in Eukaryota, Metazoa, Arthropoda, Insecta, Hymenoptera, Braconidae.